AUGUCUAGGACCCCCAAGUGACUGUGUAUAUUUGUCUCGAUAAAGUUCGUUUUCUACGAGAAGUUGCUGUUCAUAACCUUUAGGUUGAGGCUUAGGAAGCAUCUUCAUUGCAAGAUGACUGCCAUAAAACAUGUUUGUCAACUUCUAUCUGUGAGGAGUAUUUUUUCAAGAACUGUUCUGAAGAGAAACUUUGGUGUUAGUGCUGUAGCUGUUCAGAAAAUACAAGACCCGAUACAGAAACUUUUUAUUGAAAAGUUGAGGGAGUACACUCAGAAAAGCAAGAGUCUGGGAGGUGGAUUAGUUGAUGCUUCACCAGAAGCACAAAAACAAAUGAAAGAAGAAUUGGAAAAAAUAGAAACUCAGUAUGGAGGAGGGAAAGGGAUAGACCUCACCAAAUUUCCAGCUUUUAGCUUUAAAGAUCCUGAAAUUGAUCCAAUCAACGUUGAAGGCAAACACUGAGGAAUUGUUAUGUUUGUUUUUUAACUCAUGAGUUU
Messenger RNA from Limulus polyphemus (Atlantic horseshoe crab), 494 nucleotides. RefSeq names its product ATP synthase-coupling factor 6, mitochondrial-like. Lineage: Eukaryota; Metazoa; Arthropoda; Merostomata; Xiphosura; Limulidae. The record is from RefSeq and is a predicted model, not a curated record. Bases 115 to 459 code for a protein of 114 amino acids. The transcript has 4 exons. Gene Ontology annotation, biological process: proton motive force-driven ATP synthesis. Gene Ontology annotation, molecular function: proton transmembrane transporter activity.